Rotaria sordida is the source of this 893-nucleotide messenger RNA. The record is from the annotation of a GenBank genome assembly. NCBI's taxonomy places the organism in Eukaryota, Metazoa, Rotifera, Eurotatoria, Philodinida, Philodinidae.
AUGACAAAAAGAGAAAAACAAAACGAACAUAAUGAUCUAGAAGAACAAUCAAUCUUCUAUGCGUCAAAACAAUUGAGACAUCCGAGUGCUACAUCAACUAAACAUUUGGUUCUUUAUAUUAAUAGUAUUGACAUGAUAUUUGGAGUUUUAUCCAUUGUAGCCUGUCUCUCAUUAGUUCAUGUUGCAAAUCCUUUCGUUACGAAUAUAUCAUAUGUUGCAAAUAAUGGUACCCAAUCAAGAUUGAUGGUAACUAAUUUAGCUACAAUCCUACGCAAUGCUGGUCUUAAGGUCGUAGAAGUUAGUGGUUGGACGACGCGUGGUCAUGGGCAAAUGACUUCUGUAAAGAGUAUUAUUGUUCAUCAUACGGCUGGUCCAGCAAGUGGCGAUAUGCCUUCCUUGAACUUUAUUCGUGAUGGUAGUUCGAGUCUUCGUGGUCCACUCUCACAACUUGCAUUAGGUCGUACCGGUACAUGGUAUGUCGUUGCAGCAGGUCUUUGUUACCAUGCUGGUGUAGUUACUGAUUCAUCGUUAUAUUCAAAUGCCAAUGCAAUUGGUAUUGAAGCUGAAGGUACAGGUGUUCCAGCUAGCAAUGUUGGACAUGCACAUUGGCCCGAAGUACAAUGGCAAAGUUAUGUACGUGUGUUCGAGCACUCAAGAAUGCUUUUAAUAUUUUGUAAUUCAAGUGUUAAGAGAUACAAGGAGAUCGCAUCACUCUUAGGUCGUAAGAUCGAUCCUAAAUUCUUCAUCGAUGAAUCCCAUGCUGCUCUCUUAAACGAUUCAGUUGAAUAAUUUUAUUCUUUUUCCUUUGUUUUUUUGGACGAUGGUAUUCUAAAUAAAAAAAUAUUUAUUGCUCUUAUCCAAUCUUUGUUUAUAGCUUGAACCAAUAGCUGCUA